GCUCCACGGGAAGUCGAAGACUCGUGUAAUGUAAAGUUACACAACAUUUUAUAAGGUACAUGUGCCGCGCUGGUCGUGGGUUAUGUGAGGGCUGCAAGUGUGCGGCUGUACUACAGGGAGGUUGUCGGUCGAUAUGGAGCCAAUAAACAAAGAUGCUAAAAGCAACCCGGCCGCCAGAGCUAAUCUCUUUUCGCAGAUAUUUUUCUGCUGGCUGAACCCGCUUCUCCGCAUCGGAUCUAAGAGAAGACUGGAAGAAGAUGAUAUGUACAAUGUGCUUCCGGAAGAUCAGUCUAAAAGACUUGGGGAGGAGCUACAGCGACACUGGGAGAAGGAAGUGGAGAAAGCAGCAAAAGAACUGCGGACACCCAAACUCAGCAAAGCUAUUAUCAGGUGCUACUGGAAGCCGUACGCAUUACUGGGAAUUUUUACUUUUUUAGAGGAGGUUAUUAAGGUGGUGCAACCAGUGUUUUUGGGAAAACUCAUACAGUAUUUUGAGCGCUAUGACCGCAAUGACACGGCAGCGUUGUAUGAGGCUUAUGGGUACGCAGGGGGCGUCUCUCUCUGUGUCCUGUGUCUGACAUUAACGCACCACCUCUACUUUUUCCGUGUACAAAGAGCUGGAAUGAAAAUCCGCAUUGCAAUGUGCCACAUGAUCUACAAGAAGGCGCUGUGCCUUAGUGCCACGGCGAUGGGCCAGACAACCACAGGGCAAAUUGUUAAUCUCUUGUCCAAUGAUGUCAACAAGUUUGAUGAGGUGACUAUUUUUCUGCACUUUUUGUGGGUGGCGCCGCUUCAGGCUGCUGCGGUGGUCGGCCUGCUUUGGCAAGAGAUCGGACCAUCGUGCCUCGUAGGGAUGGCAGUUCUAGUUUUUCUCAUGCCGCUCCAGACCAUGUUUGGUAAACUGUUUUCUAAGUACAGGGCUAAGACUGCAGUCCACACAGAUAAUAGGAUCCGCACCAUGAAUGAGGUGGUGUCUGGCAUACGUAUAAUUAAGAUGUAUGCCUGGGAAAAGCCAUUUGCAGCUCUGGUUAGUGACGUACGAAGGAAGGAGAUCUCGAAAAUCAUGAGUAGCUCUUAUCUCCGUGGACUGAACAUGGCCUCGUUCUUUGUAGCGAGUAAAAUCAUUCUGUUUGUGACGUUCCUCGUGUACGUGCUGGUGGGAAACACCAUCUCUGCCAGUCGCGUGUUUGUGACCGUGGCGCUGUACACCGCCGUUCGCCUCACCGUCACUCUGUUCUUUCCUAAUGCUAUUGAGAAGGUGUCUGAGGCGGCCGUCAGCAUCAGGAGAAUCAAGAAGUUUCUCCUGCUGGAUGAGCUGGUUAAACCCCAAGGUUCACUUGCUCACGUGGGGAAGGAGGCGUCUGUGAAAAUGCAGGAUGUCGUAUGUUACUGGGACCAGACUCUGGACUCUCCAACACUCCAAAAUGUGUCUUUCACUGUAAAGACGGGUCAGCUAUUGGCUGUUAUCGGUCCUGUAGGCGCUGGCAAGUCGUCUCUGCUCAGCACGGUUUUAGGUGAACUUCCUGCUGAGAAGGGCGUAAUAAAGACCAAAGGUGAGCUGACAUACGCUUCACAGCAGCCCUGGGUCUUUCCGGGGACCAUUCGAAGCAACAUCUUGUUUGGCAAAGAGCUGGAGCCCAAGAGAUAUGAGAAGGUUCUUCGAGCCUGUGCACUCAAGAGGGACAUGGAGCUGCUUCCUGACGGAGACCUUACACUGAUCGGAGACCGAGGAGCGACUCUCAGCGGAGGCCAGAAAGCUCGGGUCAACCUUGCCAGGGCUGUUUAUCAGGAUGCUGAUAUUUACCUGCUGGAUGAUCCGUUGAGUGCUGUGGACGCGGAAGUGGGUCGUCACCUGUUUGAACAGUGUAUUUGUGGAAUUCUAAAGGAUAAACCCAGAAUCUUAGUUACUCAUCAGCUGCAGUUCCUGAAGGCCGCAGAUCAGAUCCUUGUUUUGAAAGAGGGACACACGGUGGCACAGGGUACGUAUUCUGAGCUUCAGCGCUCGGGAGUGGAUUUCACCUCUUUGUUGAAGAAGGAUGAGGAGGAUGAGAUCUCGGCCGAGAAAGAACCUCCUCGCUCACCCCGCAGCCGAACCUUAUCUCAGAACUCCGUUCGAUCACAGUCGUCCUCGGUUCUUUCUGUUAAAGAUGAAGCUGAUAAGCUUCCGGCGGAGACUGUGCACACCAUGGCAGAAGAAAGCCGCUCAGAAGGAAACAUCGGCUUCCGUUUGUACUGGAAAUAUUUCAGAGCUGGAGCCAACGUUGUAAUGCUGGUCUUCAUUUUAGUGUUAAACCUCCUCGCUCAGGUUUCUUACAUUCUUCAGGACUGGUGGCUUGCAUACUGGGCCACAGAACAAGAGAAGCUCGACAACCCUUCUAACACCACCAGUGGCAUGAAUGCUACCAUCUCUCAGCCGCUGGACCUGAAGUUCUAUCUCGGUAUCUACGGAGGUUUAACUGUGGCCACCGUCAUCUUCGGCUUUAUGCGCAGUUUAAUCAUGUUUAAAGCUCUGGUGAGCUCAGCGCAGACGCUGCACACCCGCAUGUUCAACUGCAUCCUCAGGACACCCGUCCGGUUCUUUGAUAUCAAUCCCAUUGGAAGAAUUCUCAACCGAUUCUCCAAAGACAUCGGUCAGCUUGACUCUCAGCUUCCUUGGACGUCUGUGGAUUUUAUCCAGGUGUUUCUGCAGAUCAUCGGCGUCAUCGCUGUGGCAUCAUCAGUAAUACCAUGGAUUCUGAUUCCCGUGCUGCCUCUGUUGAUUUGCUUCAUGUUCCUGCGGCGCUACUUCCUGCGGACCUCGCGUAAUGUCAAGCGCCUCGAAUCCACAACCCGUAGUCCAGUGUUCUCCCACCUGUCGUCCUCUCUGCAAGGCUUGUGUACCAUCCGUGCCUUUAAAGCAGAGGAAAGAUUUCAGCAAGCGUUUGACGCCCAUCAGGAUCUGCACUCAGAGGCCUGGUUCCUGUUCCUGACCACAUCACGCUGGUUCGCUGUGCGCUUGGACGGGAUGUGCUCUGUGUUCGUGACCAUCACAGCCUUCGGAUGUCUUCUGCUGAAAGACAGUUUGGAAGCAGGUGCGGUAGGUUUGGCUUUAUCUUACGCUGUCACUCUAAUGGGAAUGUUCCAAUGGGGCGUUAGACAGAGUGCAGAGGUAGAGAACAUGAUGACCUCAGUAGAGAGAGUGGUGGAGUACACGGAGCUAGAGAGCGAAGCGCCAUGGGAGACCCAAAAACGCCCUCCUCCUGAUUGGCCGAAUCGAGGUCUGAUUACCUUCGACAAAAUCAACUUCUCCUACCAUCCAGAUGGACCUGUUGUCCUCAAGAACAUCUCGGCCAUGUUCAGACCCAAAGAGAAGAUUGGAGUCGUGGGGCGAACCGGCGCAGGGAAAAGCUCUCUGGUAUCGGCGCUCUUCCGUCUGACGGAGCCUGAAGGCAAAAUCUUCGUGGACGGGGUCUUGACCUCUGAGAUCGGCCUGCAUGACCUCCGGGAGAAGAUGUCAAUCAUCCCGCAGGAUCCCGUGCUGUUCACGGGAACAAUGAGGAAGAACUUGGACCCCUUUGGCCAGCACUCCGAUCAGGAUCUGUGGAACUCUCUUGAGGAGGUCCAGCUGAAAAGUGUUGUGGAGGAGCUGCCUAGUAAACUCGAGACGGAACUGGCCGAGUCUGGAUCGAACUUCAGCGUGGGUCAACGGCAGCUCGUCUGUCUCGCCAGGGCCAUCCUGAGGAAGAACCGAAUUCUCAUCAUCGACGAGGCCACGGCAAACGUAGACCCUCGGACAGACGAACUGAUCCAGAAAACCAUCCGUGAGAAGUUCAAAGAAUGCACCGUUCUCACCAUAGCGCACAGACUCAACACCAUUAUAGACAGCGAUCGCAUCCUGGUUUUGGAUGCCGGUCGGAUCAACGCGUACGACAAUCCCUAUGUUCUCCUAAAAGACCAGGACAGCAUCUUUUACAAAAUGGUUCAGCAGACCGGAAAGGCAGAGGCAGCGUCACUGUUGCACUCCGCCAAACAGGCGUACAUGAACUCCAGUCCGGCCCACCAGCCAAACGGCUUUGCCACGACAGGAGAUGGCGGCCUGGUUAUCUUCGAGACGGCACUCUAACCACCAUGUGCCCGCCAAGUGUCUGUAUGGGACACGGCUGCUUCCAGCUACCCCAGCGGGGUGAUGUGGUAGAAGUUCUGCCCCCAUCUUUCCCAGAGAUCCCUGAUCGCUCAGGCUGAGCAGAACUGGGGAUUUCGUCCGUAGACAUCAACGGGUCCAGAGAGGAUAGGGCUGUUGCUCCAAUCAUGCAAGAGGAUACAGACUUCACGUAUAAAUACAGACUUCGCACACCAGCGUUAUUAUAACUCAAAGAGAACUUGAUGAGACAUACUGAUUGUAAAAAAAUGUUUUUUAUAUACAGUACGUGCCUUAUUAUUCAAAUGUAGUAUUUACAGAUAUUCAUAUGGCCAAAGAGAUUACAGUACAGCUUGACUCUGUCUGAUUGGUUAAAUCAGUGCCUUUAUACGACUGCCUUUCUUAAGAGGAUCCCAUACAAGACAUGUUUUGUUUAUUUAUUGAUUCGUACACUCCAGUUGCCUUAAUCAUUAUAAUCAUAUGCGGGAGAGUUUAUAAACCAUAUUAGUAUUUGCUGAGAGCGUUCCGUUCAUGCUGUGUUUUAUAGAAUGUGGAGGGGUUCUAACAUUUCAAGUUCCUGUGCAAUAUAGACAAUACUGAAAUCUUUUGCUUUAAUGUCGUCUUUGAUUUAAUAGAAAAUACAUAUAUUUUUAUAAUUUGUGAAUUUGAAAGGAAACGAAUGACUGGUGCAGAGGCCAGUUCAAUUUGAUCUCUUGAGAUGAUUUGUAUUUUAAUGUCUUAAACAAUUCCGUUUCUGAAAAAAAAAGAAUUGUGUGUGAUUUUUUUUGUAGAAACUAAAUCAACAAAGCAGUACUUACCGAAAAAUAUUAGCAGCUAUGCCCAGCACCCUUAAUUUAACAAAUAAACCAAAUUUGAUUUAACUUCUGGUGGAGCACAUAACUGUUAAAUGAAUAAAAAAAAUGAAUAAAAAAAUCUGUUAAUGCAAUUAUUUGCAUAGCAUUUUUUUCAAUGACUUAUUACUACAUAAGUGAUAUGCCAGGUUCAAAAGAUUUGUAUAAUAUGACCAUAAAAAACUACAUUGAUGAAACUUCUUUUGGAUGACUGAAUUGUGCUUAUAUCUAAUGUUACCAGUUGAAUACAUUGUGCAUUAAGAUCUAAAUAUGUUCAAUUUAUUACAUUUUAUUAUUGUUAACAGUUAGGACUGUCUUCUACACUGUAAAAAAUCUACUUAAAAACGUAAGCUAAAAUGCUGCCUUCAAUUUUGAAGUUGAAUCAAAUGAGCUUUACGAGUCAUCUGAACCUAAAUGACGUUGAACUGAAUCAGUUUUCAUCUUAAUGAUAAUAUAAUAACUAAGUUGAAAUGUCAUAUGCUUUUUGUGUUUAAAUAUGAGUUUUGUAGGUCUUGUAUUAUUUUCCAUCAUGUUUAAUUAGUACGGUAAAUGUUCCGUCAUAUCAGAUUCUUGUACUUUGAUAUUUAUCACAAGGUCUCGUGAUUAAACCUUUU
Messenger RNA from Triplophysa dalaica, 5582 nucleotides. RefSeq names its product ATP-binding cassette, sub-family C (CFTR/MRP), member 4 (gene abcc4). Gene Ontology annotation, molecular function: ATP hydrolysis activity; ATP binding; chloride channel activity. The record is from RefSeq and is a predicted model, not a curated record. Gene Ontology annotation, biological process: monoatomic ion transport; transmembrane transport. Bases 134 to 4102 code for a protein of 1322 amino acids. NCBI's taxonomy places the organism in Eukaryota, Metazoa, Chordata, Actinopteri, Cypriniformes, Nemacheilidae. Gene Ontology annotation, cellular component: plasma membrane. The transcript is spliced from 30 exons.